AUGAACUACGGAAUCUUCAAGGUGAAAAACGUAGAUAAAAACUACCUAGAUUACUGGGAAAUGUCCACCUUAGGAUUCUAUGUUAGGGUAUCAGUAGGGCAGUAUAUCAAAGAUGAAAAUACAUCAGCUUUACUAGCGCAGCAGGGAUGUUUGAUUCCGGGUUUGACUCCGGUUGCGAAUCCGGUUGUGAUCUUCGGGAGUAGUAGCCCCGGAAAUAGUGACCCCGUCAGUAGUGACCCGGCAGGUAGUGACCCCGGCAUUAGUAACCCCGGUAGUAGUGACCCCGGCAGUAUGUGA
Acanthoscelides obtectus is the source of this 297-nucleotide messenger RNA. The record is from the annotation of a GenBank genome assembly. Lineage: Eukaryota; Metazoa; Arthropoda; Insecta; Coleoptera; Chrysomelidae.